AUCUUACGCAAUCUUCAAUUUGACGAGUCAUGGUAUCUGUAUUUAUACCGCGGGAAAAACGAAGAUGGCAGACAGAUGAUUUGAAAUUCAGGUUGCUAUUUACAUUUUAUCACAUAAACCACUUAAAAUGGAAAACAUUGUCAAAAACGACAUGGACUUGCUGAGACCAAAUGACGGAGACGUUUAUCUUGUUGCUUAUCCUAAAGCAGGUGUGACUUGGAUGACUGAAAUAGUGACAGCAAUUUACCGAGAAUACGCUCUCGAGAAUCUCAACUGUGCUUCUGAAUUUGACAACGCUGUGAGAGCUCAUGCUUUCUGUGAAGUCUGUCCAAUGUCUCGACGAGUCUCAGGUGACAAAAAUAAAAAAGUUAUUGGCUACGAUGCCAAUGGAAACGAAAUAUUUGAAAAUGAAUAUGAAAAGAGGCGACGUAUUGUCAGUCUCCAUUUUCCGGCCGAAAGAAUGGGAAAAAUGAUGCCAGAUGCUUUCAAUAAUGCUAACGUUAAGAUGAUAUACAUCGCUAGAAAUCCAAAAGACAUCGCCGUUUCUUAUUACCACUUCCAUUGUAUGAAUGAUGUUUUACCAACACCCAAUUCCUGGCAAGAAUUUCUAGAUGAUUUUACAAAUGGAUCUGUGAGAUGGGGAUCCUGGUUCGAUCACGUUCGUGGUUGGUGGAGAAAACAUGAAGAAAUGAUUUCAGAAAAUAAAUCACAGUUACUCUGGCUCACGUUUGAAUCUUUGAAGAAGGAUUUAAAAAGUGAAAUGAGAAAAAUUUGUGAACAUCUUGGACUUGAGUUAUCAGAGGAAGGAUUGGAUAUGGCGGUUAAACGAUGUACAUUUGCAUCUAUGAAAGCAGAUCCAAACAGGAAUCACAGCAAAAACAAGAUUUUCAAAGGGGAUUUCUUGAGAAAAGGCAAAGUUGGUGAUUGGAAAAGCAAGUUCACAGACGAACAAAACACACAAUUCAAUUUAGCCUUGGCGAAUCAUUUGAAAGAAGAUUUUUCAACAUUAACCAGAAAUUUUACUGUGGGAGAAAGAAUUAAAUAAUUUGCAAGAAUAAUUUUUGUGAAUAACAUUUUGUAAAGAUUUACAUUGAAUUUUUACACGUAUAAUGCAUAUAUAUAUAUGUUAUUUAUUUGAUACAAUGCUGUGUUGUAUAUUUCGCUUUCAUGUUUGUACGACUGACGACGCAGAACAUAUGUGCCUGUUUAGUUUGAAUAUUAUGCUAUUAAGCUUUCAUUUCUAUAUUUCUAAAUACAUGUGAUUGGCUGCAUCAAAGGUUGAUAAAUCAUAAUGUUGUCGUAUCUUUAUACUGAGUUGUUGCCAUUUUAGCCCACAAUGCAUUAUGUAAUAUAUAGUUAGACAGGCUUUU
Molecule: messenger RNA, 1370 nt
Organism: Styela clava
Lineage: Eukaryota; Metazoa; Chordata; Ascidiacea; Stolidobranchia; Styelidae
Product: sulfotransferase 1B1-like
Molecular function (GO): sulfotransferase activity
Source: RefSeq, a predicted model, not a curated record